AUGAAAGAGGAAGACAAGGAAAAGACUGCUUUUAUCACCCCAUGGGGAACCUUUCAUUAUAAGGUUAUGCCCUUUGGACUAAAAAAUGCCGGGGCAACUUACCAGCGAGCCAUGAUAGCACUAUUUCACGACAUGAUGCAUCAAGAAAUUGAGGUCUAUGUUGAUGACAUGAUUGCAAAGACUCGACCUGGGGAAAGCCACGUCAAGACCUUGAAGAAGCUAUUUGAUCGGCUCCGUGAGUUCAAGCUUCGACUAAAUCCCGCUAAGUGUGUAUUCGGAGCAACAUCCGGUGCAAUGUUGGCUCAAGAAAGUCCCGUUGACGUAAAAGAACGAGCUAUUUAUUACUUGAGCAAGAAGUUCACUGAAUCAGAGCUGAAGUAUCCUGAUGUUGAAAAGACUUGUGCGGCUUUGGUGUGGGUAUUGCACAGAUUGCGACAAUACACAUUGCACUACCAGACUUUCCUCGUGACUGAGAAUGACCCCAUCAAGUACUUACUUGAUCGACCAGCUUUGGUGGGAAUCCCUAAUGACGAUGAUAGUUUCCUCGAUGACCGUGUCUUGAAUGUAAAUGAAGACUUGUGGAAGAUGUUCUUUGAUGGAGCUGUAAACUUGUCUGGUUCUGGCUGCAAUUGGGAUAGGUGUGGCCAAGUUAAAAGUGUUCGGAGACUCCACACUAAUCAUAAUGCAGACGUAGGUGAAUGGAAGACCAAGGAGGCUAAGUUGCUCCCAUACCACAAGUAUUUAGAAGAUCUAGUGGAAAAGUUCGAGGAAGUUUCGUUCGAGUACUUGCCAAGGUCUCACAACCAAUUUGCAGACGCGCUUGCUACGCUGUCUUCUAUGCUGCAAGUCACUGAUGGGUUAGAGGUUGAGCCUUUAAAAAUAGAGGUUUUGUCGAAGCCAGCUUAUUGCAUGGUAGUGAUAGAGGAACCGGAUGGAAAACCGUGGUACCAUGACAUCAUGACCUAUAUUCAAAAACGAGAGUUCCCAGAAGGUAGCAAUCCAGCCGACCGAAAGCAUCUCAUGAAACUCGCCUCCAAAUUCUUUAUUAGUGGGGAUACAUUGUACAAACGAUCCUUCGAUUCUGUCCUACUUAGAUGUGUCAAUGCUAAGGAAGCCACUCAGUUGAUGGAAGAAAUACAUGAAGGAGUGUGUGGUCCUCACAUGAGUGGCCACAUGUUAGCAAAGAAGAUUAUGAGACUAGGCUAUUUCUGGCUGACCUUGGAAACUGAUUGCAUUCAACAUGUCCGUAGUUGUCACCGUUGUCGAUUUAUGGAGACAAGAUAA
Messenger RNA from Eucalyptus grandis, 1284 nucleotides. RefSeq lists its product as uncharacterized. Lineage: Eukaryota; Viridiplantae; Streptophyta; Magnoliopsida; Myrtales; Myrtaceae. The record is from RefSeq and is a predicted model, not a curated record. Bases 1 to 1284 code for a protein of 427 amino acids. The transcript is spliced from 4 exons. Gene Ontology annotation, molecular function: RNA-DNA hybrid ribonuclease activity; nucleic acid binding.